Messenger RNA from Cannabis sativa, 2946 nucleotides. Its product is annotated as BTB/POZ domain-containing protein At1g67900. Bases 712 to 2628 code for a protein of 638 amino acids. NCBI's taxonomy places the organism in Eukaryota, Viridiplantae, Streptophyta, Magnoliopsida, Rosales, Cannabaceae. The transcript has 5 exons. The record is from RefSeq and is a predicted model, not a curated record. Gene Ontology annotation, molecular function: protein binding.
UUUCUUCUUUCUUCUUCUUCUUCUUCUACUUUUGAUAUGUUUUUCUUAGCUAUGUGGGUUGGUUUUUGAGUGGCUUAUUAGGAAGACUGAAGUGUGUUGUUGUGAUUGUAGUGAAUUUGAUUCUUUGUUUGCAUGUCAAAAUCAAAAUGGGGUAUAGUAUAGAAUAUAGUAGAUAGAUAGAAAGAAAGAACAAUUUUUUUGACUGAUAAGACAUGGCCCUUCUUCUGGGUUUUUGUCAUUUUUGACUGUUAUUCUGUUAUAUAUAUAUAUAGAUAUAAAUUCCCAAUUACAUUAAACUCAUUUUUUUGUAUCUUCUCACCACACCACUCACAAAAAGCUCUUGUCUUUCUUUCCUCUAUUCUUGGAUAUCCCUUAACUCUUACCUAUCUUUCUCAUUCAAAAAUACUCUCUUUAUUAAGAAAAAAAAGGUAAAAGUUAAUUAAAUUCUGAAUUUUUGGGGUUGUGGUGUGUUUGAGAAGAAUUCUAGUUAGUUAGGUAAACUUAGUGGGAAAAAGCUUUCUUCUCCUUUAGUACAGGAAAUGGUUGGUCUUGACUGUUUUCUUUUUCCAAGAGCUUUGUGAUUUGAUUACUGUUAAAGAAGGAACCAUUCUUAUUUUUUUACUGGCUCCUGGUGUACUGAAAGGAUACCUUAAGAAGUGUCUGAUGAACUACUCAUAAGGAGAGAAGGAGAAUAAAAAAGAUUCAGUAGUCAUGAAGUUUAUGAAGCUUGGAUCUCGCCCAGAUACUUUCUAUACUACUGAAGCUGUUAGGUCUAUUUCCUCUGAGGUUUCUAGUGAUCUUAUAAUUCAAGUCAAGGGAAGCAGAUAUUUGCUUCACAAGUUUCCUCUUCUGUCCAAGUGUUCUAGGCUUCAGAAGCUAUGUUCUGAAUCUCCCGAGUCAUCACAACACCAAAUAGUACAACUCCCUGAUUUCCCAGGUGGGGUUGAAGCAUUUGAGCUCUGUGCAAAGUUUUGUUAUGGUAUAACCAUAACACUUAGUGCAUACAACAUAGUGUCCACACGUUGUGCUGCUGAGUAUUUGCAGAUGACAGAAGAUGUUGAGAAAGGUAACCUUAUUUACAAGAUUGAAGUUUUCUUCAACUCUUGCAUCCUUAAUGGUUGGAGAGACUCAAUUGUGACACUACAAAGCACAAAAGCUUAUGCUUUGUGGUCAGAGGAACUUGAAAUUACAAGCAGAUGUAUUGAAGCAAUUGCUUCCAAGGUCUUAACUCACCCCUCAAAGGUGAGCCUUUCCCACAGUUACUCAAGGAGAGGUACUAGAGAUGAUGUGUCAUCAUGCAAUGGUGGUGGUGGUGGAGAGAGCCAAAGACAUAGGACAACAUCCAAAGGUUGGUGGGCUGAGGAUUUAGCAGAGUUGGAUAUAGACCUUUAUUGGAGAACUAUGAUAGCUAUUAAAUCAGGUGGAAAGAUCCCCACCAAUCUAAUUGGAGAUGCCUUGAAAAUUUAUGCUGCUAGAUGGUUACCAAACAUUCCUAGAAAUGGAUUUGUUCACAACAAGCAUGGAGAUUCCGAGUCUGAUUCUGAUUCUGAGUCAGCAAGUGAAGUAAACUCUAAGCAUAGAUUACUGUUGGAGUCUAUAGUGAGUCUACUUCCAGCAGAGAAAGGUGCUGUUUCUUGUAGUUUUCUCCUCAAACUUGUCAAGGCAGCCAAUCUUCUUAAUGCUUCUUCCUCUUCUAAAAUGGAAUUGGCAAAAAGGGUGGCACUCCAAUUAGAUGAAGCUACUGUCAGUGAUUUGUUAAUACCUUCUGGUUCUUACUUAAACGGCACACGUUAUGAUGUAGACAUAGUGAUGACUAUAUUGGAACAGUUCCUGUUACAGGGGCAGAGUCCUCCAACUAGUCCUCCCAGGUCUAAGUUUGGGUUUGAAAGGAGGAGGUCUCGUUCAGCUGAGAAUAUUGACUUUGAGUUUCAGGAGAGCAGGAGGUCUUCUUCUGCAUCACAUGGAUCAAAGUUGAAAGUGGCAAAGCUUGUGGAUGGUUAUCUUCAAGAGAUUGCUAGGGAAGUGAAUUUGUCACUCUCCAAGUUCAUUGUUAUUUCUGAGUCUAUACCUGAUUUUGCUAGGAUUGACCAUGAUGAUCUCUACAGAGCUAUUGACAUUUAUCUUAAGGCACACCCAGAUCUCAAUAAGAGUGAAAGAAAGAGAUUAUGUCGAAUUCUAGACUGCAAAAAACUAUCUAUGGAGGCUUGUAUGCACGCUGCACAAAACGAGUUACUCCCACUAAGAGUGGUGGUCCAAGUUUUAUUCUUUGAGCAAGCUAGAGCUGCUAUGGCAGGUGGUAAAGUGGCUGAACUACCUAGCAACAUAAAAGCACUUCUAGCCUCACAUGGAAUUGACCCAUCAAAGCCUCCACCACCAUUAAGUACCACAACCACCAUAGCAGGUGAUGAUCAAUGGAGUGUCUCUGGCCUUAAGUCACCAAGGUCCAAGAUCUCAACUUUAAGAAUGAAGUUGGCUGAAGAUGAUGGUUUAGAUGAAAAUUACAUCAACCCUGAUGGGACUGCAAGAAGCUCUAGGCUUAAAAAUACUAUAUGUGCUCUUCCCAGUAGACCCAAAAGAAUUUUCAGUAAGUUAUGGUCAGCCAGCAGAACUCCAAGUGAAAAAAAUUGAGUGAAUUUUCUUCUUUCUUUCCUGGCUGGGUAAUAUGGUAAUCAAAAGGGUAACAUAUACUCUGCUUUUUCUUUUUGGUUUCUUAUAAUUCAUGCAAAACUCAAUCCCAUGUAACUUGUAGUAGGAAGAAAAGAAAAAAAAAAGGAAUCCCAAUGCUCAUUAAUGUGAUCAAUGUAACCUAAAGUAAUAAGUAACAAGAUUUUCAGGAGUUGAGAUGGAAAAUCUCUUGCUGAAUCUUUAUUAGUUGUAAAUGACUAAUUGUGGGACCAAUUUUGUUGUGUUUGUCUAUAAAUCUGCAACACCUGUCUUUGUCUCUUA